AUGGAUGAAAAACAUAAAGCUUUUAGAAAACCAACGACAGGUGUGAAAGCAGAACGACGAAAGAAAAAGAAGAAAGAAGAAGAUGAAGGAGAUAAUCAACAAUCAUCAUCAUUAAAAUCAUCGAAAUUAGAAGAUGCAAAACGACGAAAUCCAAAAGCAUUCAGUAUACAAAAUCCAAUAAAAGCACAACAAGAAUUUCGACGAACACAAGAUCUUAAAGAAAAACGUAUUCAUUUACCAGAAGUUGAUCGAACACCACUUGAACCACCACCAGUUGUUGUUGCUCUUGUUGGUCCAUCACAAGUUGGAAAAAGUUUAUUAAUGAAAUGUUUAAUUAAAAAUUUUACGCGACAAAAAUUAACUGAUAUUCGUGGACCGGUUACAAUUGUUUCAGGACGAAAACGACGUAUUACAUUUAUUGAAUGUCGAAAUGAUAUAAAUUCAAUGAUUGAUGUAGCUAAAGUUGCUGAUUUAGUUUUACUUUUAAUUGAUGCAAAAUUUGGUUUUGAAAUGGAAACAUUUGAAUUUUUAAAUAUUGCACAAGUUUAUGGUUUACCACGUAUUAUGGGUGUAUUAACACAUAUGGAUUUAUAUAAAAAAAUGAAUAAACAAUUAAAUAAACGAAAAACACAAUUAAAACAUCGGUUUUGGACAGAAAUUUAUCAAGGUGCUAAAUUAUUUCUUAUGUCUGGAAUGAAACAUGGUGAAUAUAUUCAACGUGAUGUUCAUAAUCUUGCAAGAUUUAUUUCUGUUAUGAAAUUUAAACCAUCAACAUGGAAAACAACACAUCCAUUUGUUGUUGCUGAUCGUAUGGAAGAUCUUACUGAACCAGAAUUAAUUCGUACAAAUCCAUUAUGUAAUCGUACAGUAUGUUUAUAUGGUUAUGUACGUGGAUGUUGUGGAGAUUAUAAAUUAACGAAUAUAUCAGCAUUACCAGAUCCAUGUGGAUUACCGGGUGAUCGUUCAACAAAAACAAAACAAGCUCGACGUGUUUUAAAUGAAAAAGAAAGACUUUUAUAUGCACCUUUUUCUGGUGUUGGAGGAAUUGUUUAUGAUAAAGAUGCAAUUUAUAUUGAAUUAGGUGGCUCACAUUCACAUCGUCCAUCAAAUACUAAUGAAAAAACAAGACCAAUCAACGAAUAUGUAGCUAAUAUAUUAUCAACAAAACAGACGAUUGAAGAAAAAGUAGCAUCAAGUCAAUUGAAAUUAUUUGCUGAUAGUGAACCAGUCAUAGCUGAAGAUGUACAAGAAACAGAAAGAAGAAGAAUGAAAUUUGAAACAGAAGAUGAUGAUGAAAAUGCUUCUGAAGACGACGAAGAACCAGAAAACGACGAUGAUGAUGAUGAACAAGAGGAAGAUGAUGAAGAACAAGAGGAAGAUGAUGAUGAUGAACAAGAACAAGAUAACGAUGAUGAAGAAGAAGAAGAAGAAGAACAAGAAAAUGAUGAUGAAGAAGAACAAAAGGAAUUUGGAAACUCCUGGAAGGAAAAUAUAUCAAAAAAAUUUGCUAUUAGUUAUGUUCCUAAUAAAGCAAUCAAUUGGACAAGACUUGUUUAUGAAAAAGGAAAUGAAGAUGUAUUAUCAGAAGAAGCGGAUUCAAAAAAUAAUAAUAAAGAAGUUGGAGGAUUGUUUAGUAUAUCAAAACGAAAGACAAUAAAUGUAAAUGAUCAAGAAGAUUAUACAUUAAUGAAACAAAAUGAUAAACAUAAUUGGAAUAUUGAUAAUAUCUCUGAAUUAAUUCGUGAUUGUUUUGUAACAGGAAAAUGGGAGAAAGAAAAAGAUGCAGCAAAUUUACUUGCAGAAGAUGAUGAAAUGGAUGAUGAUGAAGAUGUAUUUGGUGAUUUUGAAGAUUUAGAAACAGGUGAAAAGAGUACAAGUGAAAAUAAUAAAAUGGAUUAUGAUGAUGAUGAUGAAGAUGAAGAAAAAGAUCCUGAAGACGCUAAACUUCAGAAUAAAAAAGCGAAAUUAAAAUCGCAAUUUGAUGCUGAAUAUGAUCAAUCAAAAGAACCUGAUUCAAAAUAUCUAGAUGAACUUAGAAAAGAAGUUGAUAUUCAAACAAAAUUAAAUCGAUCAGAAUUUGAAAAUAUGCCUGAUGAUGAGCGUGUUCAAUAUGAAGGUUAUCGUCCUGGAAUGUACGUUCGAUGUGAAUUAACACAAAUUCCAUGUGAAUUUGUUAAUACUUUUGAUCCACGUUAUAUAGUCAUUCUUGGUGGAAUGCCUGUUACUGAAUCUCAUACAGGAUAUGUUCAAGUUCGUAUGAAAAAACAUCGAUGGCAUAAGAAAAUUUUAAAAUGCAAAGAUCCAUUGAUUAUUUCACUUGGUUGGAGACGUUUUCAAACAAUUCCAUAUUAUUUUAUGCAAGAUCAUAAUAUGAGACAUCGACUUUUGAAAUAUACACCACAACAUAUGUAUUGUCAUGCUAUUUUUUAUGGACCUCUUACACCACAAAAUACUGGUUUUGUUGCUGUUCAACAAAUAGCUGGACGAACGGAUUUUCGAGUAACAGCAACUGGUGUUGUUAUUGAUUUAGAUAAAUCAACAAAAAUUGUAAAAAAAAUCAAAUUAAUUGGUACACCAUAUAAAAUCUUUAAAAAAACCGCAUUUAUCAAGGGUAUGUUUAAUACUCCAUUAGAAGUAGCGAAAUUUCAAGGUGCAUCUAUUCGAGCUGUAAGUGGAGUACGUGGACAAAUAAAAAAAGUUGUUAAAGAACAUCCCGGUGCGUUUCGUGCUACAUUUGAAGAUAAAAUUCUUCUCAGUGAUAUUAUUUUUCUUCGAGCUUGGUUUCCAUUACAAGUACCAAAAUUUUAUACUCCUGUAACGAAUUUACUAAUGCCUAUGGAACAAAAAGAUCAAUGGCAAGGAAUUCGAUCUGUUGGUCAACUUAAACGUGAUAAGAAUAUUCGUAAUGAACCGAAUGUUGAUUCUCUUUAUAAACCGAUUGAAAGAAGAGAACGUGUAUUUCGUCCAUUAGUAAUUCCAACACAAUUACAACGUGAUUUACCAUUUCAUCUUAAACCAAAAUCAGGUGAAACAACAACAAUGAGAGAUCCAAUUACAGAAAAACAACGUGUUGCUGUUGUUCUUGAACCAGAAGAGAAAAAAAUGACUGAUAUUAUGAAAAUGUUUACAACAGUCUAUAAAGAUCGUUUGAAAACAAAACAAAAAACUCAAGAGAAUCGCAAUGCUCAAUAUAAGAAACAACAAAAAAUACAAGAAAUAAAACAUCUACAAAAACAUAAGCAAUUGAAAAGAGUUGUUUAUAAAAAACUUGGUCAAAUGGAAGGAAAAAAAACGAAUAGAAAUUCUCGUUCAAAAAAGAACGAUAAUGUUGAUGAAUAG
This is a messenger RNA of Adineta steineri, 3339 nucleotides long. NCBI's taxonomy places the organism in Eukaryota, Metazoa, Rotifera, Eurotatoria, Adinetida, Adinetidae. The record is from the annotation of a GenBank genome assembly.